AUGCCACUCGUCCUCCCCCUUGCACGCAGGUUCCCUCUCCCUGUUCACACCACUCUCUCUUCUCUGAGAGCAUGGCGCUCCCUCGCUCACGAACAGCGGAAAUCUGUUGGGUUCGUUCCUACUAUGGGGGCGCUACAUGAUGGACAUCUUUCGCUUGUCCGCCGCUCCUUACAAGAAAACGACCUCACAAUCGUAUCCAUAUUCGUAAACCCGACACAGUUUGCACCACACGAAGACCUCUCGACCUAUCCCCGCACGCUCGACUCAGACCUCCAGCUCCUCUCCUCUCUUUUUGUGGUUCCCCCUUCUCAACAUCCACAGCCGCAGCCGCAACUGCAAUCCCAACCGCAAUCGCAAUCGCAGCCGCGCACAGUAGCGGCAGUAUUUGCCCCUACACCGGAAGUCAUGUACCCAUCUGGCUACUCCUCCGCCCAGGGCACGUCCACAUCCACAGGAAGUGGCACAAUCGUCGACCUCCCCUCCCUCUCCCAGCAACUCGAAGGACUCUCCCGCCCUCACUUUUUCAGGGGGGUAAGCACAAUCUGUACAAAACUAUUCAACGCCGUCCUCCCCCAUCGGGCCUAUUUCGGGCAAAAAGAUAUCCAGCAGGCCUUGGUUAUACGAAGGAUGUGUAGGGAUUUGCUAGUGCAGUAUCCGGAGGAGAGGGAGGUGCAUGUCGUUCCUACUGCUAGGGCGGGGGAUGGGCUAGCCCUGAGUAGCAGGAACGCCUACCUCACCCCUCCCGAGCGGGCGCUCGCUCCACAUUUGUACCAAGCGCUCCUAGCGGUGCGGGACGAGUGGACGCGGAACCCUACACGGGAAGUGUUAGGCGUGUUCGAGGGACGCAUGCAGGACCUUGGGCGCAGGGCGCAGGAGGAAGACGUGAGCGUACGGCUGGAUUAUGUGGAGCUUAGUUGGGGGGAUACGUUAGACCCGUAUGAAGGGCCGAGGGAGGGAGUGGUACCCCCGAACCUAGGUCAGGGCGGGCAGGGGGUACGGGAGAGAGAAGGCGAGCAGAGCCUGGAAGUGCAGGGGGGGGCGCCGGUGAUAUUGAGCGCUGCGCUCUGGGUUGGGAAGACGAGGCUGAUCGAUAAUGUUAUAUUGGGGGAUGAUAGGGGGAUCGUUUAUUGACCUCCCGCUCGGGAACGGGAGGGGGAGGGGGAGGGGGAGGGGAGAGGGGGGUGUAGAAUGAUAAUGAUAGUAGUGUAAUGCC
Molecule: messenger RNA, 1213 nt
Organism: Dacryopinax primogenitus
Lineage: Eukaryota; Fungi; Basidiomycota; Dacrymycetes; Dacrymycetales; Dacrymycetaceae
Product: Nucleotidylyl transferase
Exons: 2
Coding region: 1-1131 (376 amino acids)
Biological process (GO): pantothenate biosynthetic process
Molecular function (GO): pantoate-beta-alanine ligase activity
Source: RefSeq, a predicted model, not a curated record